Molecule: messenger RNA, 2767 nt
Organism: Choloepus didactylus (southern two-toed sloth)
Lineage: Eukaryota; Metazoa; Chordata; Mammalia; Pilosa; Megalonychidae
Gene: MRNIP
Product: MRN complex interacting protein
Exons: 7
Coding region: 37-996 (319 amino acids)
Biological process (GO): mitotic G2 DNA damage checkpoint signaling
Cellular component (GO): nucleus
Molecular function (GO): chromatin binding
Source: RefSeq, a predicted model, not a curated record
UGCGUUUACGUAAGCAAGACGGCGACGGAGGCCGCGAUGGCGUCGCCUCAGCGCGUGCGGGUAUUGCGGUGUUGCUCCUGUCGUCUCUUCCAGGCGCACCAGGUGAAAAAGAGUCUCAAAUGGACAUGCAAAGCUUGUGGCGAGAAGCAGUCCUUUUUGCGGGCUUAUGGUGAGGGCUCUGGUGCUGACUGUAGACGCCAUGUCCAAAAAUUAAAUCUGCUGCAGGGACAGGUUUCAGAGAUGUCACUCAGGUCUCUGGAAGAACCUGUAAAAGCCAAGGCCGGAGAAAAGGCAGGUCCACAGCAGGCUAAGGAGGAAAGAGCGCAGCCCUUAGAGAACCGCUGGCUGAAGCAUCUGGAAAAGGGCUCCGAAGAACUGGAGCCGGAAGGAGAUGUGUGUUCCGACAGACAGCUCUCGCCGCAGACAGAGGAGCCUGGCCCUCCCUUCAACAGAGACCUGCCUAGGAAAAGGAAGUGGGGUCUGAGCACGGUCCAGCCUCCAGGUGGCCCUGACGCCCGAGACUCAGGGACAAAGGAGGGCAGCUCCAAGGUCACCUCGCAGCCACACAAGGGCUACGCCAGCCUGACAGCAAGGGGCCACACAGAGGGCAGUGGCUGCCUCCAGGAGGACACUGAGGACUGGAGACCACUGCGCCCUGCCCAGCAGGUUAAUUACCCACCUUCUAAGUGGGCACAGUUUCUUCCAUCUGCAAACAGCUCACAUGUGGACACGGCGCAGCCAAGACUGCUGCGGAUGGGCCCCGGGCCUGCCGGUCCAGGAGGAGGCCUCCCAGGCAGGCCCCCUGAAGUUCCUCGGGCCACACACCCCCCCCAGCCUGGGCCCAAGAGGCCCUGCAGGAAGACCUCCGAGCCAUCCCAGGGCCCUGGGGCAUCUCAGCCCAAGGGUGGGCCCGUGGUCCAAGUGGAGGAGAGGCUCCCGUCCGUGCUUCUGUGUGACCUCUUUUCAACUGGUGAGGACUUUGACGAUGAUCUGUGAGCUGGGGCAGGUUUGUUUCUCUGCUGUCACCUGCGUCCCCUCCAGAGUGCAGUUCGGAAACCAGCUGUUCGUGGUGACCGCUCCCAUAGCAACAGGGUUCCCCUACGUGGCCUUUAUAUAGUAGGGCUGAGUACAAUUUAUGGACACUGCUGAAAGCCAACAAUAAACAUAACCGUCAGCGAUUGUUUCUCUCGCUGACACUGACAGUGAUGGCAACAUCUUUGAUUAAAUUUAAUUUUAAUUACAGAUGUUUGUUUACAAAUAUGACAAACUGGCUACAAAGGGAUUUUCUAAUUUAAAAGCAGUUGGCAUUUGGAAAUGAGAGAAUUGAGUGGUUAUGAAACAAGGAAGCAGCACUCUGUGACAACCACCUCCGACUUCCCCUUAGCGGCCUCAAUUCCCAAGCAGACCCCACCGUCCUGGGGCCAUCCUCUCCCGACUUCCCUGCCCCCUGCUCUUGCUCCUGGGGAAGGAGCCACCCUCUGCCCUGGGGAAACACUGGCAGUGCGCUAAUCAGAGCGUAGAGCAGGUUUCCAGUGGAUAAUCAACUAAAUGUCAGCAUUCUGUUAGCCAUGUAGAAAAGCAUGAAAAAGCAGGUAGCCGUUAGGAAAGCUUGUUCUGGCCUGCUGGUGUAGUCCCGGUGGGGAGGGGAAGAGGGGAGCCUGGCACAGCACCCUCAGGGUCUCCUGGCCAGGGUCCCGGUGGGAUAUCGCAGUGGCCUCGGUGCUGGUUUGGUUCUCCGAUGGCCCCCACACGCCCUCCCGUCACUGCACACGCUGCUCCCCUCACGGUGCCUGUCUACUGCCCUACGUGGCUUCACGCCUCCCGCCCCAGAUUCCAGAAGAAGAAUGCAGAGAAGCUGGCCUUAGGGAAGCUGCUGGUCUACACUAGCUCAACACAACUACCAGGCGAGAGAGGAGGAAGCUGGAGCAGGUGGGCAGAGCUGUCACAACGGCGGGGGGUGCUUCGAGUACUGGAUGGUGUCCAGGGCGGCGCCGAUGUCGUAGUCCUUGGUCUGCAAGAGCCGGGUGAGCCAGCCGCCUUCGUCGGAGAAGCCCAUGGACAGCAUGUGCGCGAGCGACUCGAUCAGCCGGGGGUCAGCCUCUGCCAGAGGAAAGGGGCCGUGAGGGAGGCCGGCGCCGGCCUGGGAGGGGUGCCCUUUAACCAGGAGCCGUAGUUCAGGCUCCGUGCGCUGCUCGGGCUCUGUCACACUCAGUCCUGCCACUGUAGCGUGAACGCAGCCGUACGCACUACAUACACAAAUGCACGGCUCUGCUCCAGUAAAGCUCCCUGUGGACACUGAAAUGUGAAUUUUCACAUCAUGAAAUAAUACUCUUUUGAUUCUCUUCCAGCUAUUAAGAAAAGUCUUGGCCCACAGGUGGGCUUCCUUUCAUGGGAACACUGGUUUACAGAUACCUGCCAGGUGACGUGCCUGCUGUCCCCUUUGCUCGGGGGGUGCCCUCUCGGCUGCCCCGGUCCCCACAUGCCCCACACCACGGGCGCGACGUGGCUCCCGCCUGGCUCCAGCGGGCCUCAGCCCCGAGCCUGCUGUGGGUCAGCACUGUCCACGAGGAGACAGGAGAUGGACGCCCAGCCCUCCCCUUAGUGCUUUCCUCUGCAUCACAGCUGCAUUCCUAGAAAUUACUAGAAUUAGCUGAGCUGCAGCCUUUCUUCAGAGACGGUAUCAUCCCGGUGAUGCCUCGACUUGGACAUUUUCACGGCCUUAGAACUGCAGAUUUCUAGGCUAAUAAAUCCCCAUUGUUAACAAAAA